ACAGUCUUGUCAUUUAUUCAGAAUGAAACCGAAAAAAGCCAAGGCGAAAAAGUCCGAAUUGGACGAAUCUCAGCACCACGCCAUCAAAGAAAAACCCUACAUAACAAAGGAAAUUGAAACAUCAAUAACCCUCCUCGAAAGUCCAGAAAGCAGCCUCGUGUUGGAGGCGCUCCUAUUCCUAUCAAAAUAUGCGGACAUUCAACGGAACAACUUAAUAUUCAUUCACUCGCGUGGCCUCAUGCCAAAACUGCUGGCAUUGCUCGACCAUAACAUUUGCAUCGUGAGACUCUCCUUAAGAUUAUUGGCCCAAUUACUGGCUAUAGAAGCCGCCCAACUCGAAUUAAACCAACAGAAAUUCGACGAGCAAGUCCUUAAAAUCACCAGAUUUUACACAGGACACAAGGACUCCAAUGUGAAAGAAUUCGCAAUUCUCAUUUUGGCGGCUUUUGCACAAUUGGGGCGCGCCCAUAUUUUACUAGCCGAACCUGGCUUAAUUUCUGCCAUCCUGAAAACGGUAAAGACGCCUGAAAGUGACACUAUUCUGAAUAGUUCGCUUGAAUUAUUCAGCAAGUUUAUCGAAAUGGAGCAAGUGAGGAGGGAUUUACCCGAAGAAAAGGACUUCAACUUGGACUUGUUCAUUCAACACAUGAACACGUCAGAAGCCUGUUUCAGGACUAUUUUAGCGAUUUUUGAAAAAAUUACUUAUUUCGGCGACGAUCAUCUCUUAAACCGGCUCAAAGAAUGCCAAAUUGUCGAGCACAUGUUUAAUAUCAUCAUGGAUCCGAGUCACACUGAACACAUCCAAACUUGUCUCAACAUUGUCUGGCAUUGCAUGGGUAAUGAAAUCACCAAAACUUAUUUCAUUACAACUCUCGAGUUUUUAAAAUUCUGUCAAUGGGUCAAAAAUUGCCCCCCUGAAGUCACCCUCAUCUGUGCUAAAAUUUUUCUCGAACUGGCAAAAAUCGACUCGAUUAAACAACUCCUCUUCGAUUUGUCCAUCGAGGACACAAUUUUAUCAUUUUUAAACAGCGACGAUAAGCAAGUUUUGAACACAACGUGUGAUUCGGUGCGUUUCAUGUCAAAACACAAGUAUUGUUGUGAGAAAAUGGUAACUCCCAUCGUUGUGAAAAAACUGCUUUCGAUCCUAGGCCGCCAAAACGAUGUUUACGACCUCGAUAAUGAGACUGCGUUAUCGACUUUGUAUUAUUUGUGUCGGCGGGACUCUAGAACAAUUCACAUGAUUCGGGCCUACGACGGAAUUGCGAUUUUGAUGAGGUAUUUGCGCAAAAAGUUGCCCGAAAAUUCGUACCGUAUGGUCUUAGAAAUGGUCAAUAUGUUCGUUACUAACAACCAAUUGCAAAAAGUGAUUCUUUCCCCCGAUUUAUACGAGAUAAUUCUCACUCAAACUUUGAGUAAAUUUGAUGAAAUAUGCAUGAGGAGUUUGGAAAUUAUGAUAAACUGUUUGAGCGUUGAAGAAUUUCGAAAUUACUUUUUAUUAAAUCACGGUUCGCAAGUUAUUGUUGAUAAACUAGCGAUAAGUGCGAACGAAGAAACGAUUCGUCUACUUGUGAUUUUUAUUCACAACUCAUUGAUGUUCGAGAAAUUAGCAAACGAUUUUGUUUUGAAGAAAGUCUUACUUGUUCUCAAGAAAAUCCCGGAAAGUGUGAAAUACCGGAAUCCUCUUAUUCAACGCGUUAUAAAUUUGGUGUACAGUAUGUGUUUACCGGUGAAAUUCUUCGAGACCGGAAGAUUGGAACUAACUGAUAAAUUGCAUGAACGAUUCUACGUCAUCACUGGUCCUUGGAGUGGGCCUUUCCCGUUUUUGGAAGUUUUGGAAAUCCGGCGAAUGUCCACCAUGAGCACAAUUUAUGUCAUCGAUGACUGUGGACGCCAGAAAAACGACACGAAAGAGACACACGAUUGUUUAAGUAUCCAAAGACAGAGCCUCAAAGAAUCAAGUCUCUGCUCAUCGUCAGUUGCAUCAAUUUCUUCGGAUCAAAUGAAGUGCGUGAUAAAUUUCGGCCAGCUUUCGCACGACCCCUUUUUGCCUAAAUACUUCUCUCGUGUCGAGAAACUAACAAGUGCCGUGUCACGUUUACAUGAAAAAAUUCAAGUUUUGGCGAAAUUCGUCGCUGAUUGUCUUUGUGGUCCGGCGGAGAAUUGUUCAAUUUCGGAUAAGUUGCACACCUUCAAGCUUCAUAUCGAAUGCAUUAAAGAAAAGCUCGGUACGAGCAUGAUCCCGAUCGGGUAUUUGCGUUUGGGUUUUCACUGUGAAAGGGCUUUGCUUUUUAAAGCGUUGGCUGAUCAUGUUUACAUACCGGCGACUUUGGUUAAAGGCAAGAAUAAAUUGUAUUGGAACGAAGUAGCGCUGAUUCAGAGUAAAAAGAAGACGACGGUUUUGAGAACGUAUGUGGUGGAUUUGAUGGACAAUGUGGGACAGUUGUUGCCGGUGGGGUCAAAAGAGUGUAAUAUCUAUUGUGAUAUUCUAUAA
This is a messenger RNA of Tribolium madens (black flour beetle), 2491 nucleotides long. RefSeq lists its product as uncharacterized. The coding region runs from base 23 to 2491 and encodes 822 amino acids. The record is from RefSeq and is a predicted model, not a curated record. Lineage: Eukaryota; Metazoa; Arthropoda; Insecta; Coleoptera; Tenebrionidae. The transcript has a single exon.